This is a messenger RNA of Neopelma chrysocephalum (saffron-crested tyrant-manakin), 4038 nucleotides long. RefSeq names its product adaptor related protein complex 1 subunit beta 1 (gene AP1B1). The transcript has 25 exons. Bases 256 to 3141 code for a protein of 961 amino acids. Gene Ontology annotation, molecular function: clathrin binding. The record is from RefSeq and is a predicted model, not a curated record. Gene Ontology annotation, biological process: vesicle-mediated transport; intracellular protein transport. Gene Ontology annotation, cellular component: clathrin adaptor complex; membrane coat. Lineage: Eukaryota; Metazoa; Chordata; Aves; Passeriformes; Pipridae.
UUCCGGUGCCCGCGGGAGGCGGCGGCAGGCACUUCUGCAGAGCAGGGCUGAGCGUGAGCCAGGUCCUGGAAGCAGAGGGACUGCAGUGAAUCCUCCUUCCUUCCUUCCUCCCUGUGUGGCAGGACGGGAUCUGCAGUGAGGUGCAGAGAGCUGCUGCAGCCCGGAGCUCCCGCUGUUCCCUGGAGAGCCACCGACUUAGCGGGAUAAAAAAGGCUCUCAAUCAAUCCCAGGGACCUGCUGCUGGCUGGGACCACCAUGACGGACUCCAAGUACUUCACCACCACCAAGAAAGGGGAGAUAUUUGAGCUGAAGGCUGAGCUGAACAGUGACAAGAAGGAGAAGAAGAAGGAGGCUGUGAAGAAGGUGAUCGCCUCCAUGACUGUGGGCAAGGACGUCAGCGCUCUCUUCCCGGACGUGGUGAACUGCAUGCAGACAGACAACCUGGAGCUGAAGAAGCUGGUCUACCUCUACCUGAUGAACUAUGCCAAGAGCCAACCAGACAUGGCCAUCAUGGCAGUGAACACCUUUGUGAAGGACUGCGAGGACCCAAACCCGCUGAUCCGGGCUCUGGCCGUGCGGACCAUGGGCUGCAUCCGUGUGGAUAAAAUCACGGAGUAUCUCUGUGAGCCCCUGCGGAAGUGCCUCAAGGACGAGGACCCCUACGUGCGCAAGACGGCCGCCGUCUGCGUGGCCAAGCUGCACGACAUCAACGCCCAGCUGGUGGAGGACCAGGGCUUCCUGGACACCCUGAAGGAUCUCAUCUCCGACUCCAACCCCAUGGUGGUGGCCAACGCGGUGGCGGCUCUGUCGGAAAUAGCCGAGUCCCACCCCAGCAGCAACCUCCUGGACCUCAACCCCCAGUCCAUCAACAAGCUGCUCACAGCCCUCAACGAGUGCACUGAGUGGGGCCAGAUCUUCAUCCUGGACUGCCUGGCCAACUACAUGCCCAAGGAUGACCGGGAAGCCCAGAGCAUCUGCGAGCGGGUGACGCCGCGCCUGUCCCACGCCAACUCCGCCGUGGUGCUCUCGGCCGUGAAGGUGCUGAUGAAGUUCAUGGAGAUGCUUUCCAAGGACCUGGAUUAUUAUGGGACGCUCCUGAAGAAGCUGGCCCCGCCCCUGGUGACCCUGCUGUCCGCAGAGCCCGAGCUGCAGUACGUGGCUCUCCGCAACAUCAACCUCAUCGUGCAGAAGAGGCCUGAGAUCCUGAAGCACGAGAUGAAGGUGUUCUUUGUGAAGUACAACGACCCCAUCUACGUCAAACUGGAGAAACUGGACAUCAUGAUCCGCUUGGCCUCCCAGGCCAACAUAGCUCAGGUGCUGGCAGAGCUCAAGGAAUACGCCACGGAGGUGGAUGUGGAUUUUGUGCGGAAGGCGGUGAGAGCCAUCGGCCGCUGUGCCAUCAAGGUGGAGCAAUCGGCCGAGCGCUGUGUCAGCACCCUCCUGGACCUCAUCCAGACCAAGGUCAACUACGUGGUGCAGGAGGCCAUCGUGGUCAUCAAGGACAUCUUCCGCAAGUACCCCAACAAGUACGAGAGUGUCAUUGCCACCCUGUGUGAGAACCUGGACUCCCUGGAUGAGCCCGAGGCCAGGGCUGCCAUGAUCUGGAUCGUGGGGGAAUACGCCGAGCGCAUCGACAACGCCGACGAGCUGCUGGAGAGCUUCCUGGAGGGAUUCCACGAUGAGAGCACCCAGGUUCAGCUCCAGCUGCUCACGGCCAUCGUGAAGCUGUUCCUGAAGAAGCCCACGGAGACCCAGGAGCUGGUGCAGCAGGUGCUCAGCCUGGCCACACAGGACUCGGACAACCCCGACCUGCGGGACCGGGGCUACAUCUACUGGCGCCUGCUGUCCACGGACCCGGUGGCCGCCAAGGAGGUGGUGCUGGCGGAGAAGCCGCUCAUCUCGGAGGAGACGGACCUGAUCGAGCCCACGCUGCUGGACGAGCUCAUCUGCCACAUCGGCACGCUGGCCUCGGUGUACCACAAACCCCCCGGGGCCUUCGUGGAGGGCGGCAGGGGCGUCGUGCACAAGAGUUUGCCCCCGCGCACCGGAUCGAGCGAGAGCGCCGAGAGCCCGGACACGGCUCCCUCGGGGGCGCCGGCGGCGGAUCAGCCCUCGGUGAUCCCCACGCAGGGGGACCUGCUGGGGGACCUGCUCAACCUGGACCUGGGCCCCCCCGUGAGCGGCCCACCCGUGGCCACCUCCUCCGUGCAGAUGGGCGCCGUGGACCUCCUCGGGGGGGGCCUGGACAGCCUGAUGGGGGACGAGUCGGAAGGGCUGCGAAGCGAUGUGGGAGGCAGCCCUGCUAUGGGCAGUGGCAGCGGCGGCUUCGCUCCAGCUCCCGGCGCCGCGGUGCCCUCCAACACGGGGGCACCCCUGGGCAGCGGCCUGGGGGACCUCUUCGACCUCACUGGUGGCGUGGGGACCCUCUCAGGAUCCUACGUGGCUCCCAAAACGGUCUGGCUCCCUGCCAUGAAAGCCAAGGGGCUGGAGAUCUCUGGCACCUUCAGCAGGCAGGUGGGCUCCAUCUCCAUGGACCUCGUGCUGACCAACAAAGCCCUGCAGGUCAUGUCCGACUUCGCCAUCCAGUUCAACCGCAACAGCUUUGGCCUGGCCCCAGCAGCUCCUCUCCAGGUCCACGCCCCGCUGGCCCCCAACCAGUCCGUGGAGAUCUCCCUCCCCCUGAACACCGUCGGCUCCGUCAUGAAGAUGGAUCCCCUCAACAACCUCCAGGUGGCGGUGAAGAACAACAUCGACGUCUUCUACUUCAGCACCCUGUACCCCCUGCACAUCCUCUUCGUGGAGGACGGCAAGAUGGAGAGGCAGAUGUUCCUGGCCACUUGGAAGGACAUUCCCAACGAGAACGAGACCCAGUUCCAGAUCAAAGACUGUUCCCUCAACGCAGAUUCCGUGAGCAGCAAACUCCAAGGCAGCAACAUCUUCACCAUCGCCAAGAGGAACGUGGAGGGCCAGGACAUGCUCUACCAGUCCCUGAAGCUCACCAACGGCAUCUGGGUGCUGGCAGAGCUCCGGAUCCAGCCCAGCAAUCCCAGUUUCACGGAUUUGGAGUUAUCCCUGAAAUGCCGAGCUCCAGAGGUGUCCCAGUACGUCUACCAAGCCUAUGAGACCAUCCUGAAGAACUGAGGUGCUGCUGCAGCCCUUCCUCUUCUUCCUCCUCCUCCUCCUCCUCCUCCGCUCCCUUUCCCGCCCGAGGCAGCGGGGCCGGAUCCAUGUGCAUGUCUCCUUUCCUUCCUGCCAAGGAAGCAGCCCCUGGGACUCUCCCCUUGCUGGUGGGGCUGGGGGGGGGCACAGGGGGGCAGAGGGGCUGCCCCCAGGCCCUGAUCCCCGUAGCAAUCCGUGUGUGAGCGGUGCCGUGUCCUCCUUGCUGGGGUCGCUCCCUCAGGAUUCCCUGUUUUCACCCUCUGGGAGCUGCUGUACCUGGGGGAGGGGGAAGGGGGGGCAAAAACCCACUUCCCCACUCACCCUGGGUCUCUUGGAGUGGUGUCUGAUGGUGGGUUCAGCAUUCCAAACCCUGGGAAUAGCACCUGGGGGCUCUCAGCCAGCCUGGUUGGGGCCCUAAGUGCUGUGGGAUGGGGGGGCUCUGGCUGCUGAUCCCACUGGAGCCCUGGGAUUUGGGGCUCAGUGUGCCUGGAGCAGGUGGAAAACAGCGUUGGCUCCUUUCCCCUCUCUUCCUCGUUUUGUCCCCUGGUUCAGCAGAGCCGUGGGUGAGCCCCCAGCCCUUCAGAGAGGGUCUCCUUCCCAUGGGAGCCCUUCCCAAAGCUCCCAGAAGGGCUCGAGGAGCUCAAAUUCGAGGCUGUACUUAAUGUGCAGGUAAAAAAAAAAAAAAAGGGCUUUUCCAGCCCCCUCCAGCCCCCCCUGUGGAGCUGGGAGGGCUCUGAGUGUCCCCUCAGCCCCUUCCCACCCCUCAGCUCCCUCUGGAUGGUUCCCUGGGGGUGACACUGCUCCUUCCCCUCCCAAAUCAAGCCAUGGGUCCCCCCUCCCUCGAAGCAGGAAAUCUCUAAUAUAUGGAAGAUAAAUCUA